Cryptococcus wingfieldii CBS 7118 is the source of this 1638-nucleotide messenger RNA. RefSeq lists its product as hypothetical. NCBI's taxonomy places the organism in Eukaryota, Fungi, Basidiomycota, Tremellomycetes, Tremellales, Cryptococcaceae. The transcript is spliced from 5 exons. Bases 1 to 1638 code for a protein of 545 amino acids. Gene Ontology annotation, molecular function: phosphatidylinositol binding. The record is from RefSeq and is a predicted model, not a curated record.
AUGUCUGACUCGGCACCCCCUCCCCCCAAACGCAAGAAUUACACCUCUUGGACAUAUACCACCACCACUCCCGACCCAUCCCAGCAGACAUGGAAGGAAAAGAUCAAGUCGAAGAGCAGCGUCUGGGGCAAGUCUGCCCUGGACAAAGGUGUCGCUAUCUCGGAUAACCUCGGUGGCAAGGUCAACAACUUUGCAGAGCAGAGGCUCGGCACAGAGGCCUUCUGGCCUGUCACGGGUGAUUUCAUCAAGGAAAUGGACAAGUGUGCCAGGAUUCUCAGGGCAUUCACUGUGGACGGUCUCGUCACAGAGAGCAAAGAGGAAGAGGACGAGAGCGGAAGAAAGAAGAAGAAGAAGGUGAUACGCAAAAUCCCACCUGCUGUCAUUGCGAAAGCAAAAGGUCUUGCCAUCUUUACUUCUAUGCGGUCGGGCAUCGCGCCGUUCGGUGGCGCUGGUGGAGCUGGACUCGUUGUGGCCAAGCUGCCUGAUGGAUCAUGGUCGCCCCCUGCAUCCAUCACGCCGAAUAAUCUGAGUACAGGUUUCCUCAUCGGGGUAGAUGUCUACGACUGUGUACUUGUAAUCAACACUGCCAAGGCUCUACAAUCUUUCAGGACUCACAAAGCGACCAUCGGUGCCGAGCUCGCUGUCGCUGCCGGGCCAUAUGGUGCUGGUGCGGCUGUCGAAGCUGGUUUGGAAAAGGCGCCCUUGUUCAGUUAUGUCAGAAGUCGAGGGAUGUAUGCGGGUGUGGAGCUGGUGGCUCAAGUCUUUGUUGAGAGGUUUGAGGAGAAUGAGGCAAUGUACCACUGGCCCGGCGUCAAGGCCGGCGACAUUCUAUCUGGCAAAGUCAAGAUGCCAAUUGAAGCUAGUGGCUUGAUGAAGGCCCUGGCCGAUUCCGAGUCGGGUCGUGCUCAGAAAGAAAAGGGAGACGCACUCGACAUUAUCAUCCCCGAAGGCGCAUUUCAACUCGAGCUCAACGACGGCGAAGUCCUCAAGCUCCCUCCCACCCCCGAUCAGACAGACGGUCACGAGUACGAGAGUGAUCCCGAGACGGAAAAGAUCCGCCGGGCGUCGAGGCCAGGGAGUCAUAACCCGAGUAUGAGCGACUUGGGAAAUAUUCACGCGCCGGUGCCUACACGUCCACCGCCCCUACCUUCACGUCAUCCCAACCGGCCGUCUCUGACGCAUCAGCCUUCUUCAACAUCCCAUUAUUCUGCUUCUCCUCCUCCAUCUGCUCCUCCACUCCCUCCUCGAUCAAAUGUCAACUCUGCCCAGCCAUCCCGUGCUACGUCCCCCCAUAUCCCUGCUGCUGCAUCACCAGCACCUGAAGACUUACCCACCUACGCCGAGGUCGAAGUCACACCCGAGGGCGGCGUCAAUGCAAAGCCUUAUCCCAAAGACGAAAUGGACGCGCAAAAGCUGGGGUUGGCUGAAGAUGCCGUGGGCGAGGGUGGAGAGCCGAUGAGCCCGGCCGAGCAGAAAGAAUGGGAGCAAUUCAUGGCGGAACAUGAAGAAAACCAACGGGCAACUGAGGUAGAGAAGGCGGCUUCUGUGACGGGUGUGGCCAAGGAAGCAGAUGUGCUGGCCCGGAGGCUGGAUGUCCAACACCUCGACAAGGAGAAUGAGAGCGAGAGCCUUCGAUAG